Messenger RNA from Cooperia oncophora, 1053 nucleotides. Lineage: Eukaryota; Metazoa; Nematoda; Chromadorea; Rhabditida; Trichostrongylidae. The record is from the annotation of a GenBank genome assembly.
AUGUUCACGACAACACUCGAUCCAAUGCAAUUCCUACGAACCACCAAAGCUAUAAUGACCAUACCGGACAUCACUUUCACAUCCCAAAACCCAAGUCCUUCUCCUAUCUUCAAAUUUGCUAUCCCUCCCGAUGAGAACAUGGACACAAAUCGAUUAUUCGCUUCGAAGACCAUUCUAGGCGGAAGCAAACCUGUUGAACUUUCUCCAUCACACGAAGGAUCAGUAGGAGUCCCACAAGUAUUGGUCCCUAGGACCUCCUUCAACAGAGGAGAAUCCUCAAGGUUCCCCAGCCCUCAUGAUGGAGCGGUAGGAGCGCCGCGUGCGUUUGCUACAAAAUCGUUCCAAGGAAACACUCCACGAGAAGGAGCUGUGAAGACUUCACGGUCAUUGGCUUCGGCUGGAAUUCCGCGUAUAUUGGCUCCAGUUUUGGCACCACUACCACUGGCUCCAGCACUAGCACCAGCAUUAGCACCACUACCAGCAGCAACCAAUUCCUUCGGCAGCACACGAGGCAAGUGCCCACUCGACAUUCUGUUCAUCGUUGACAGUUCAGGAUCUGUAGGAGAGAUAUACGACAAGCAGAAGGAAUUUCUAUUUGAUUUGUUAUCUUCGAUUGAGCCGGAGAAUCAGUCGCACAGAGUCGGUCUCAUACAAUUUGCCGGUGCGAAAGUACAAAAAACUGAAUGGUCCUUUGACACCUAUCGAGAGCAUACGCAACUAAUGGAGGCGUUCAAUGGAGUACGUCAUUUCACAGGUACUACCUACAUCGGAGCCGCGCUAGAACUAGCCGUUCAACUGCUGGAGACUCGACGGCCAGAUGUUUUAACCCUUGUUGUACUUAUUAGCGAUGGAUUCUCACAAGAUGAUGCGGUACGUCCAGCAGAAGUGAUAAGAUCAAUGAGAAAUGUCGAGUUCUAUGCUGUCAGCCUAUCUCAGCUCAGCAACAGGGAGUACUUGCGCCAGUUAGUGAAAGACGAAGAAAAGCUGUCAAUGGAUAAAGAUACGAGUAACUUCAGUAAUCGUCUCAAAUCACGUUUCUACUGUGGUAAUUAA